This is a messenger RNA of Selaginella moellendorffii, 1000 nucleotides long. RefSeq lists its product as uncharacterized. NCBI's taxonomy places the organism in Eukaryota, Viridiplantae, Streptophyta, Lycopodiopsida, Selaginellales, Selaginellaceae. The transcript is spliced from 3 exons. Bases 314 to 682 code for a protein of 122 amino acids. The record is from RefSeq and is a predicted model, not a curated record.
ACUAAAGCCUUUGAAGCUACUGAAACAUUCUUGCAGCUUGUCCGCAUUGUGCACAUUGAAAACUGAUAAAAGAAAAAAUCAUCACUUACCAGCAGCUCGAGGACGGAGAGAGAACGUUUUCUCCCUGUCGCAACGUAGGGCUUCUCGGCUGGGCUGUGAGCUCUCUCAAGACCAAGGUUCCCGACCUACCGAGCCAAACAUCAGGCACUCUUUCAAUCGUGUCCUCGGAACCUAUCGCCGCCACUGCUGCCGCUGCUCCAUCCGUGGAGCAUCACCACGCCCCUUGAGCGACGUACGAGAUGGAUGGGACGACAUGGAAGACUCGGCAGCUGCCACAGCAACUCCAUCACUGUCGAGAAUACAAGCCGCGCAACAGCGUCCCAUUGCAUCGGCACCUCGUCCGUCCCAUACGAAUACAAACGGCCCCGAGCAAACAACCACUGGAGCAACCGUUUCUAGACAAGCAAGCAAGACGCAAGUGAGCGAUGAUGAGGAUCCGUGGGCCGAGAUCGCUGCGCCACCUCCAUCGACGAAACCACGGGCAGUUGUUUCAACUCAGUCGAGAGUAAGGCAGGGACAGCACGUAUCUUUGGGGGCCAUGGGCUUGGGCGGUGCUGGACGAGGCAGCAGCGCCCAUGAAGCUUGGUGCUCAACGCGUGGCCGCUGCCUGGCGGGCCUUUGACGCCAUGCUGGUGGCAUGGUGGUGGCGGCAUAUUCGCACACUGGAGAUGAGAGCACAUUUGUCUCGGCCGUCGAUGCGUGUACGGCAGUCGCGGAUCGGGCGGUGGGCUCUUGGUCAUCGUGGAUAGCGGGUACAAACUCCACGCUCAACGCACUGGUGACCAUGUACGGCAAGGGUGGAGAUGUCGUACGGCGAGGGUGAUGUUUGAUGGCUUGCGCGACACAAGAGAUCAACCAUGCAAUGGAAAUGCUCGCCAUUGGGAUCCAAUCCACAGUCUUGCAUUGCGAGAAACAAUUCCCUCGACUCCUCGAAGAACCC